GCCAUGAAGCAGUGCAAGUUGGCGUCGCUGCGCUACUUCAUGCGCGCAGCCGAGGUCUUCACUGCUACAGGGACUAUCGUGACCGUCUUGAGCGUUGCCGACGUGUGCUUGACAUCGGCGGAAGCGACCGCGAUAUCGGGCUGGCAUGUUACGGUUGAGAUCGUCAACUUGGCCCAGCAGAACGCCGCACUUGCGUUCAUCGUCACCUUCCGGUAUUUCUACAUCGCGCUGUCCCGCGGCAGCCUGCUAGCAGCGAUCAAGAAGCACCCGCUCUCCACCUCCCUGUACGCGCUGCUGGUGACGCACGAAUACUCCUUCAUCAUCGCACGGAACGCCGUCGAGUCGAGCACUCAGAUGUCGUGGAAGCCGCUCCAGGGGUUCUACAUGCGGGUGCUGGUGCUGCUUUGUAUCUGGGCCAACGCUCGCGACCACGCAGCGUCACGAGCGCGGAGACGGCGACCAAGGACGACUCCACAAGCGUCCAAGAAUCGGCACGUGUCCAGCGUGGUGCCUCAAUCGUCUCUGCUCCCGUCAGCGACGCGGCAUCGAGCAUCGCCGUCGGGCGCACUGCGCCUGUCGUCGGCCAUGUCUAGGCAGUCGUUGCGGAAGGUGUACCAACUUCACUCGCCGGUGGUGGCGCCGCAACCCACGCAGUCUGCCAUGAGCGCGUUCAUGAAUUCACUGGCAGGCGCAGCCGAAUCACUUCCGCAGUAGCAAUGUCUCUGAGUUUUGCCUCGGAGCCCAUCACCUUUCGAUCUCAAGCCGAUGAAUGAAUGG
Phytophthora sojae is the source of this 777-nucleotide messenger RNA. RefSeq lists its product as hypothetical. The coding region runs from base 4 to 714 and encodes 236 amino acids. The record is from RefSeq and is a predicted model, not a curated record. The transcript has a single exon. NCBI's taxonomy places the organism in Eukaryota, Oomycota, Peronosporomycetes, Peronosporales, Peronosporaceae.